This is a messenger RNA of Drosophila obscura, 9891 nucleotides long. Its product is annotated as hormone receptor 4. Bases 1092 to 8381 code for a protein of 2429 amino acids. Gene Ontology annotation, biological process: cell-cell junction organization. The transcript is spliced from 9 exons. The record is from RefSeq and is a predicted model, not a curated record. Lineage: Eukaryota; Metazoa; Arthropoda; Insecta; Diptera; Drosophilidae. Gene Ontology annotation, cellular component: apical junction complex; plasma membrane.
CGCCACUGCCAGACCAACAAGCGGAGAUCGAUCGCGUUAGCGCGCUCACUCUCUUUUGGCCAACACACACGGGGCCCCACCAGUUAACAGUUGUACACACACACACGCACGCACACACGCGUAGUACAUGUAUUUUAGUAUUGUAGAAAAUACCAACAUCUCCAGCUUAAUGCGCGUUCGUUUCGGGUCUCUUCCUCAAAGCAGAACACAAAAAAUAAAAUAAAACAAAACAAAAAGUGGCUUUCAGUGUGCUAUUCCUACUAAAUAGAAAAAAAGUGCUUGCCUAGGCAGAAAAAAGUUUUUUCUUUUCAAUAAUAAUACACUAUAAAAGCGGGCUAAAUACAACAACUGCAGAAAAUACAGAUAAAUAAGCGUGCAGAAAUAAGAAAAAUGUCUUGCGCGAAUUUAUAACCACCAGAAGAUCGUGCAACUAUAACGCUGAGCUGAGCUGCGCGCUCUCUCUUGAUAUCAGUCCAGUAGCACAGUACUCUACAGUCUCUCUGUCCAUCUUUCUCUCUCGUGUAUCUUCUACCCAUCUUCAUCAUACAUACAUAUAUGUGCAUACCUAUGUAUAUGUAUCUCUACUGCAUGCAUUCUUUGGAAUCAUUCUAUGUGGAUUAUCUUCAGUCGACAAUUGGAAUAUUUUUUACGUUAUACCUCAGUCUAUAACGCUAAAUAAAUAUCGUUUUCGCUUAUCGAAAAUAGAACAAAAUUCUGUACUCGAAUGCUGCCACCGAAUUGCAGAAACCGAAAAGAACAAAGCAACGCAAAAGGCAACACGAAUGGAAAUGGGAAGGUGCUGCUGCUAUACAACAACGCUCCAGAUGCACUCACACUCCGAUUCACAUUCACAUUCGCAUUCGCAUUCACCGAGGAGAAACUGACCAAAAGGCGAACAAACGUCGAACGAGAGAAGCAGAAAAGAACUACAGAAUAGAAGACGAACCGAUGUGAUACUUGAAACUAUAAAGAGCUAAAGCUAAAGCAUUGCAGCAAACGAUAUAUUAAGCAACGUAUUGAAAUUGACAAAGACUUGAGUGCUAAAAAGACUUGCCAAUAAAAAAAACAUAGAAGAAAGCCGCUCGGAAAAAAUGGAGCACCUCGAUCUGGCGGGUUAUCUGAGUAAUGCACCCACAACAUGGAACAGUUUGGGCAACAGUUUCGAGCAGCAAGAUGCCAUUUACUUGUCGAAUUCCCGACAAAUGCUGGAGCCCAUCAUAGAGGAGACCAGCGAGGAUGAGGAGCAUGCACAAAACAGUUGGAAUGGCUACCACGAGCAGCAGCAGCAGCAGCAUCGAGGCUCCACUGGCAAUUGCGGUGGUGGUGGUGGCGGCUUCUGGAGCUCCACAGAGUCCGAAACGGGUUCCGUAAUACGCAUCGAAGUGACAAAAGAUAUCGAUGCCAUUUCGGAAAGAGACUUUGCCUGCCCACCCAAGCGGCCCAGACGCUGCCAGGAGCCCGAACAGCCGCACAGUCUGGAGGAUGGUGUGCAAAUGCGACUGCAUCGCCGCUACGAUGCCGAAUCGCACAACAGUCUGGAGCGAUUCCUGGCCCUGGAGGCCUGUGCCCGGGAUAGCUAUGGCAGUCAGGGCCAGCGGAGCAGCACAGGCAGUCGUCGUGGCGGCAUCUUUGAUGAUUAUUACUCCGACAAUGAUUCGUUUCAUUCGCUGUCGCGCAGCUCCUCGCUGGUGCAAUUUGAGUCGCUGGAGCGGCAGCUGACGUUGUCGGAGCAACACCAGAGCAUGAACAGCCUGGGCAACAGUUCGCCAUCGCUGUUCAAUUGCGAAAUGGGUGGAGCCAGUGCCAGCGACAGUAAUCCCGAGAGCAGGCGGGGAUCGGCCAGCUCGCUGUCGCUGAUGAAACGCUACGAGUCCAGCGACGGGCGACUGCAUCAGACGUACUUUGAGCUCAACAAACUGAACUUUGAGGAGCAGCAGCGCGAACUGUUUGCAAAGAACCUGCUCCAGGCGGAAAUCAAAUCGGAUUCCGAGUCGAGCACCAGCUCCUCCAGCGACAGCAGCGGCCACAGUCUCCUCAGCUCCUGCCAGGGCAGCGGUGGGGUGGCCAGUGGCAAGCAGGAUGGUGCCGCCUCGCGACGUAUACCACUCAAUUCGGCGGAGAAUCUAUCGGAGGAUUCCGGCUACUGUGAGCCGAGCACAUUGCGACGCGAGAAAUCUAAAUCCAUACCAAAGAAUUUCGACAAGCUGUGCGAGGAGGAGGAGGAGCUGCUGCUGGAGGAGUCUGCAACCGUCGUGCCACAUUCCAAAAACUCCAAUGGCGGACAUGAUUUGUGUCAGACGAAAAUAGAGCAGACAACGACGGAGGCUACUACGCCGGCAGCAGCAGCAUCAGCAGCAGCAUCGCCAAUGGCUAUGUCUAUGCCUAUGCCCAUGCCCAUGCCUCUCUCUCCGUCCGAGUCUAUUAAUAGCAGCACGGAGAGAGCAUCGUCAGCGUCGCCAUCGCCACUACCAUCGCCACUGGCAUCGCCCAGCGGAUCAUCGGCAGCCUCAUCGUCGUCCGCCGCCUCGUUCACUUGGCUGCGCAACAGUUUGCCCGACAUACGCGAGCCGCGAGGUUCAUCGUCAUCGCCAACGUCCGCCAAUAGCCGCCAGCGCCACAUCAGUGCCGCCAACGAUCCCUCGUCGCCGUCGUCCAAGUAUUUCCCAGCGGAAAACGAUCUACACGGCUACGUGCUGGCCAGCAGCGGAAAUCCACGUUGCAGUCGGAGUAGCCGCAGCAGCAGCAGCAGCUCCAUCUCCUCCCCAGACUGCUCCCCAGUGCUUGGGGCCACCUCCCUGCCCAACGAGCUGCAGCAAUUGGGGCGCCGCAGAACGCGUACGCGCCACAAUCGUCCAGCGCCACGGAACUGCCACAGCAACAGCAGCGGUGGCAAUAGCUCCAGCGAGGAUUACGACUUGGAGCAGGAAGAGCGUCGCGACGACUUCUUUCUGGACUUUUGUCAGCUGCCAAGGAUACGCAGGAGCUGCAGCUGGAACGUGGGCAAGCGAGGACUGGGCGGAGGAGGAGGAGGUGCCUCAUCUUCUACUGCUGCGGCAGCAUCCACCGGCGCGGGUUACAUGAACGCCAGCUACCAGAACCUAACGCUUUUGGAUUACACGGAUACACAGCCAGAGGCGGCAGAUCUGCAGCGGAACUCCAAGAGAAGUCAGCCCACAGCAGAGCCCUUGGAGCGGCAACCCCUGGAAAUGUCCGAUAGGAGCAGUCAACCCCUGGAAAUGUCCAAUCGGAGCAGCCUUUCCGGCGGCGAUUACGAGCAGAUCAUCUGCAAGGGCAACUUCCUGUUGGACGAACUGAGCAAAAUCUACGACAAGAAUGUGUCCAUUCUGAAUGACAAACCAGCAGAAGCAGAAGCAGACACAGACACAGCGGAGGAUCAGGUGGAUUCCUCUCACAAGGCAGAGGAGGCAGAGGAGCCCCCACAGGUGCAGCAUGUCCAACUGACGAUAAGGAAGCCGCCGCCACGCCAGAAGAGAGUCGUUGCCGAGGCCAAUCCCACGCCCACGCCCACACAGAGAGCCAACCUGCCGCCCGCUGCUGUGUUGAGUUUCUCGAGUUUCGGCAAGACCUUCGAUCAGGAUCCCACGAAUCUGCGCACCUCCUAUGCCCAGUCGCUGGAGCAGUGCAAUUUCGAUGCCCACGAAGUGAGUCCCACGAAGGUGCCGCCACCGCGGGCGCUGCCCAAGAGACGCUUCCAAUCGCAGGCGGCGGCGGCCAAGCAAAAGAGUCUCGUCAGCAGCACACCCAAUCUCUCGGCCUACGACAACAGCAACGGGGAGACGGAGGAUGACAUCUAUGUGAGCAGUGCCCACACAUCGAUGCACCAGCUGCCACAGUCGGCGAAUCAACCCAAACCCUUGGGCAUACUCCUGCCUGCGGGCUCCCGCAACUCUUUCAGCAAGGAGGUGAGCUUCUGUCCGGUGGUCAGCAAGUACUGCUGGCAGGAGCAGUCCUCGGAAGAGCCACAGGAGGAUCCUGGACUCGGCAGCGACACUCCUGCGCACUCGGACGACGAUGAUGAGCUAAUGGACAAUGUGGACGCCACUGUAAUGCACAACACCAAAGAGAAUGAGAACAUAGCGGCGCGCUACAAUCAGGAGCAGCACAAAAGAGAAGCGCAGCCGCAAGAGAGUGUGCUGGUCGAGGUGAGCAUCGAGCUGGAAGAGCAAGCAACAGCAGAAGAGCGAGCAACAAGCGAAGAGCGGGCAACAGGCGAAGAGAGUUUAGCAGCGAUCGCAACCGCAGAGAGCGAUGGCGAAGAGAGCGAUGACAACAACGAAAACAUCGCAAACAUCGCAGCCGCAGCCGCUGCUGCCUCUGCUGCUGCUGCUGCUGCUGGCGUAGCCGAACUCGAUUCGGAGCCCCGACACGAGCCCGUUUCAAGCACUGCAUUCAUUCUCGAACCACAACGCGUCGCGCAACCAUCACAAUCGACAUCGACAGCGCCAUCGCCAUCGCACUCUUUGCCAUUCUCCGCCAGUCGUGAUACCGCGCCCCCUCAGCGUCCCCUAAGCCUACAUCUACCGAUCCUCAGUGAACCGCCCACCAACCGCGCCCACCACAUACUCUACGCCUCCCAACAGCUGCUGCAGCGCUACGACGUGGAGGAGCCGCACGAGCGCGAGGAUCGCCGCCAAAUGGCACCCGCCGCCAGUGGUACUGUGGAGUCCCAGUCCCCCACACAACAACAAAAGGGUGGAAAGUCGCCGGGCAAAACAGACGACAAGCAUCCGAGCUCCAAGAGUUUCCUCUCCAGAUUCGCCAAUGGCCUGCGCUUCUCCCUGAGACGCAAAAAGAAGCAACAACAACAGCAGCAGCAGCUCGAACAGAAGCCACCGCUGACAAAGGCAGCGCCGGUGAAGGCCUCGAAACAACAGAGCAAUGGAAAGUCGGCGGACUUUAUACACAUACCCCUGAAGCCGCCAAGGAGUGCAUCAGCCAAUGUCCAGACGACGCUGGACGACAGCAAUGCCUCGGAGGCCAGCACCGCGAGUGUGCACAGUGGUUCGACAUUGGCCAAGACAUCCACAUUGCAGAAGGUGGUCACCGGCAAGCCGCCGUUGCCCAAACAGCCGCCCAGAUUGACGCAUGCGCCUCCGCCAAUGGUGCCAGCAAUGGUGGCCAGUGCUACCCAUGCCUCGGAGGCUUUGUUGAGCGCCGAACGGGAACAGUAUCGCGAAUUUGCGGACCAGUUGUCGGCGGGCAUGCAAGCGGCGAGGAUGCGGGACACCGAGUCGCCCUCGCGGGCCACCGUUGCCCAAAAGACGCAAAUGUUCAAUCAGCUGGGAGCCGGUGCCGGUGCCGGUGCAGGAAUGCGCCCCACAAUGGUCACUGCCGUGCCCGUGCACGUAUCCCCCGUAAUGGAUGAGGAUGCUGAUGGAUCCGGUAAAAUGGGUCUGAUUGAGACGAAUCUGGACACACACGAGACGGUCAUCUCGGGCAAAACACGCUCCCUGAUGGACAUCACCUGCAAUCCGUUGAGCCAGCCCCACAAGCGGUAUCUGGUGAAGCGCCUGAAUGUGACCAGUGCCGCCUACGAUGUGGAUGUGGACGAUGACCUGCUCGAUGGGGAUGUGGUGGUCAAUGGACACCGCAUCAAAUCCUCGCCAGCUGCCGGCGGUGUACAGAUAGCAUCCGUUAGGAGACCGCACAAGAGCAUGGAGUUUCUGUUGGAUAAAGAGAAUCAAAGGAAUGUUUUGCCCCCUGAGAAUGAGCUACAGAAAUCGCACGAUCACAAUCCGGCCGCCCUGAGUGAGCAUCAGCUGCGUGUCCAGGCCUCGCUGCAGCGUUUGAAUAUACCCGAAUGGUUCCGUGCCUACAAUCAGAAUGCCGCACAGGCGCCGGAAGGUGCCGCCGCCGCUUCAGGGGGCGCCUCAGCCUCUGGCGGCGGCUAUCGGCCGGGCAAUUUCACGCGUAAGCGCACCCAGGACUCGGGCCGCUGGCAGGGACUCAACUCGAAGACGACCUCGCUCAGUUCGCUCGGCUCGCACUCGCAGCGCUCCGAUCGCAGUCCUCUGCUGUUGAGUCCCUCGGCGCACAGCCACCAUGGCGGCCAGAGCAGCAGUGUGAGCGGCGGCUCGGCAGCGGGCGGACCAGGCGUGCACGCCCAUGGCCAUCAGGGACAGCAGGGCGUGGGAGCGGGCGCCACACGGUGGUCCACAUCGCAUCUGAACUCCACACAGACCUCGCCGAGCGUCUCGCAGCGUGGCAGCUUCGCCCGUGGGGCGCCCAUCAACAGCAGCUUCAUGUCGGUGGCCAGCAACAACAGCAGCGUCCUGAGGAACUCCUACCGCCAGCCGUAUCUCGGCUGGAGAAGCACGGAGAAGCUAUCCCAGCGGACGCCACAUGAACGUCUCGCCAGCUCUCUGCUGGCACAACGCACAACCCCAUCCCCCACAUCGGCGGCGCCAAAUGGUGGACGCACUCUGCAGGCGGUAACGCCAGAGAUCCAGAGCUCCAUCAAGGAGGUCACCUCGGCGAUUGUCCACUACGUGAACGACCAGCAGCUCUCCCAGCAGCAACAGCAGCAGCAGCAGCAGAAUCGCAGCCGAUCCGCCAGUCCAAAUUCGAGGAAAUGCUGGCUUGAGAGCAGCUUUGUGGGCACACGACCACUGGACUCGCCGCAGACACCCGUGAUUGACAGCAGCCCCCCCGCAACAGUCCAGCAGCAGCAGCAGCAGCAGCAGUACCAGUACCAGCAGCAAUACCAACAGCAGCAGCAGCAGCAGCACUAUCUGCACCAGCAUUAUCCCCAUCUGGAUGCCACCUCGUCGUCGGUGGUAGCCGCUGGACAGCCGCCACUACGCAUGAACGGACUGAGCCGAAUCGGCGGCGGUGGCGCGCCCGAACGCUCCUUGAGCAGCGCAUCGCUAGAAGAUGUCCUUGCCUCGCUUCUAGGACUGCCAACAGCCUCCUCGUCCCAGAGCAGCCAUAACAGCAACAACCAUCAGAACAACAACAACAACAGAACACAAGCGAAUAACAAGGCAACCCCCACGUCGCAGACGACAGCGGGAGAUUCAGCUAGUCGCCAGCAGCUGGAGGUGCUAUCGGCUGACGAACAGCAGAGACUGCGGCGCCGCAGCGAGGGAGACGCACCCAGCCAGAAGAAACAGCAACAGACAUCACAGACCCAAGCACAGUCGCACAACCAAUCCCAAUCGCAGUCAGCCGGAGUAGGAUCAGCAGCAGGGGGAGCAGGAGUAGGAGCAGCAGGAACAGCACAUCAGCAUCAGCAAGCAACAAAUGCCAGCAGCGGGAGCAGGCGCGUCUCGUUGGGCGACUCCGCGAACACGGACAAGAACUGUGGAAGCGGUAGCCAGCUCAAUGGGGAUCCGGGACUGCAGAUCCGCUGCCGGAACACCAAAUGCGAGCAGAGCGCCUCGCCCGCCGAUGCCAAGAAGCUGUACAAAUCAUGCCACAAUUGUUCCCAUCUAUACUGUUCACGUGAGUGUCGGCGCGCCCACUGGGAGAAGCAUCGGAAGGCGUGCCUGCACUCGCGUGCCUCCAACCUGUGCCGCCAGGUGCUAGCCACCUGCAAGGACGACCUCGACACGCAGCGGCAUCUCAGUCUGCUGGCCCGCAAAGGUAGCAUCUCCCAAGGACGGGGCGUGGUGCGCGUCCUCUUCCGCAGCGCAGAGGCCGCCGAGGGAUUCAUCAAGAACGGCUUCCAGUGCAUGGGAGAGGCCUCCUACGUGCGUUGGCCGGACCUCAUGCCCGCCGAGAUGGGCCUGGAGCUGUAUUCGGAGCUGCUGAAGCUGAGCACCGAGUACAAGCCGGAGUCGAAGAUGCUGAUCUACGUGGCCAUCUGCGUGGUCUCCGAGGCGCCAGGAAUGGGACAAGCUCCCGUGCGCUGGGAACGGCAGCUGGUCUCGCGCUGUGCCAAGCUGAAGCUCUGCAAGAGUGUCCUGGCGGAGCUGGAGAUACAGCAGCAGGCCCUGCAGCAGCCGCUGGCCGUGGUAGCCGUGCCAGAACGCACUGAAAUCCUCAUACUCACCUUCAAUCCCGGACUGCGUGCAGUGCCCGGCAGUCGGGAGCUCAUCCUGUCCAACAUCCUGGACAUACUGUCGCGCCGAGGAGUGCUGCUGCGCAAGCACUACCCGGAGAUCUAUCAGCGCCUGCAGACCUACACCGAGGGCCAGACUGACAAGUUCCAUCCCGUGACGCUGCAUCCGCGGGACUCGCAAACGGGCCAGAGCUUCGUCUGCAUCAUCAUGCCGGUGCACACGGACAGCGAGUUCAUCAAGCUGCCCUCCGCAGCCGAUGGCGGCAAUCGGGUGACCACCAUCGAUGUCGGCUCGCCGGCAGCUCUCGCCCAGCUGGAUGAUGAUGAGCUGCUGACCCGCACCACGCCAGCGAGUUGAUUAAAGGCCAGCAGCAGCAGCAGCAGCAACAGGCCCAGGAGAAGUGGCAGCGUCACGCCUCCACACGCCUCAUUAUAUAGCGACGCCCAGGGGUGUGGCCUGGAGAGCACGCGGAUGUGAAAGUUGCUCCUACCCUCGAUGGCUUACAAGCGGCUUCUAUGCAUUGUUCUUUAAACUCUAUCUAUACAACAUACUUCUCAUCGAGGGCACUACAAUACAAUCACCUCCAUCUGCAUCUCAAAGAAGUUAUCCAAAUCAAUAUCUAAAGAACGUAUAAUCAUCCCAUCAAGAUGUUGUAGUGCCCUCGCCUAGUUAGUCGAGGUAUAUCAGUUAAUCUUCGAGUAGUUAGUGGGCGUGUCUGUACGAUGGCAUAGCCAGAAUCUCCAUACAUAUAUCAGUAGGGCCCUCCACUUGUUGUCUGAAACACCACAAAAAGCAUAUUCGUAUUUGUAUUCGUAUAAAUCCUCCGCCCCAAUCAAAUCAUAAAUACCAGCAGCAAGUUGGUCAACUCUCUUUUGAACUCUAUCUAUCGAUACCAAGCCAAGCUUUACUAAUAUCUACAUAAAAGAUACAUCAUAUAUCUGAGCUUAUGGGAGCGACAUUCAGCAUUCAGUUAUCUAGCAUUUGAGCCACAAACAAGGAGAUCUAACCCCCCACUUACAAUACAUACAAAGGUAUAUCCUGCAGCUUCCAAUUAAAAACACACUCCAAGUAAUGCUACUUUAUAUGUGACGUACAUUCAUGAUCGUAAAUAAGAGAAGUAACCCACUCCCCCAAGAAUAAGCAAAGAAUUUCCUACUAAGCUGCAGCGCAACCUCACUUUUUAUAAAGCAAUUCAAACGGAAUAUCACACUAACUAACUAACUAACUAAAUAAAUAACUAACUAUAAUUGUCGGACAUAUUCUAUGUGUUAAUCCAAUGUGAGCAACAAAUCUUGCUUAUGGCCUUAUUUAAAGUUUGUUAAAUUUGUUUAGUCCCCCCAAAAACAAAACAAAAAAAAAAAGAGAAACAAAAUCAUUUUGUAGCUUUUCGAAUUAGGUUUUAAUGAUUUGUGUGUAAGUGAUUGGAUUGAGAGCAAAUAUAGGUUAGCUAAAAUAUAUAUGUAUUUAUAUGUACUUGUAUUAGUUAAAGUUCUGUACCAAAAAACUCGAGAUGAAAAUCAAAACCAAUACCAAUGUCAGAUGAUUUUGAAUUUCGCAUUUAGCUAACAUAAAUAUUUAGAUUGAUUAAUUACCCCUCCCUCCUUUCCGCUAGUUCAAGCUGCUUAACUAAACGUCAGACUAUAAGUGCAUACCACAAACACUACAUUUUUGUGUAAAUAAUACUAAGCAAACAUGUAUUUGAUAACCCACAACAAACAUACUACACAAUUUACGACUAUAUAUCACUUGGUCCUGAGAACAGGUUUGCAGAUUUCAUUGGUUCUCGCAGAAAUAAAACAAAGUUGUUUAGUAUGUAUCUAAGAAGGACUUGACAAAACAAUAAAUAAAAUGCAUUCAAACUAAUACA